AUGAAUUUUGACUUGUUUCUUUCUUUUUCCCUACCCACUUUUUAUUGUUUUUCUUAUUAUUUUAUAUUCGUAGCCAACACAGAUGUUCCCCUUAAGCGUCCGGCAUUCCUCGUCAUCCUCCAUCUCCAACGUCGUCUUCUCUUUCGUUUUCUUUUCUUCUUUUCCCCACCGCUCCCUUCUUCUUCUUCUUCUUCUUCUUCUUCUUCUUCUUCUUCUUCUUUUUUUUCUUCUUCCACUCGACCUUCAUCCUCUUUCUUCUCGCUUUUUCUUCUCUUACUCUUUUUACUUUUUGAUCAUCAUCCUCUUUCUUUUUCUUUUUCUUCUUUUCAGCAUAUCUUUUUCAAUUCUUUUCUUUGUUCUGUACUUAGUAACCCCCACUUUCUUUUCCUUCUUUCUGUAGCCUCUACUUUCUUUCCUUCUUUCUGUCAUCCCCUUCUCUCUCUCUCACACAUGAAGCCCUCUCUUUUCUUUCUGUGGCCUUGUUUCUCUUUCAUUCUUUCUGUAGACCCUCCUCUCUUUCCUUCUUUCUGUAGCCCCCUCUCACUUUCCUUCUUUCCUCUCUCUUUCUUUCAUUCUGUAGCCUCCACUCUCUUUCCUUCUUUCUGUAGCCUCUUCUCUCCUUCUUUCUUUCUGGAUCCACCUAUGUCUGUCCGUCUUUCUUUAGCUCCCUCUCUCUUUCCUUCUUUCUUCCCGUUUCUCUUUCCUUCUUUCUGUCGCCCUUCUCUCCAUCCGUCUUUCUGCAUCCACCUCUCUCUGUCUCCCCCCUCUAUCUUUACUUACAUUCUUUUUGUUGACCCUUCUCUCUUCAUUCUUUCUGUAGCCCCGCCUCUCUUUCUUUUUUUCCGCAGAGCCGUCUCUCUUUCCUUCUUUUUGUCGCCCCCUCUCUAUCUCUUUUCAUCUGCAUCCCCGUGUCUCUUCUUUCUCCGUCCCUUCUCUUCUUUCUAUGGUCUUUCUUUUUCUUUAGCUACUCAGUAUUCCUUCCUCUACGCAGCCCUCCUUUCCUCUUUCAAUAGCCUCUCUCUCUCUUCUCCCCUCUCCCUUCUCAUAUUUCUUCGGCCCACUUUUUGUCUGCAUUUCAUUGCUCUCUUCUUUUUAUUUAUUCUAUCCUGCUUCCAUUUUGCAGAACCUACUUCUCUUUACCUUUAUUUCUCUAACUCAUCUCUCUUUGCCGUCUACGCCCGAUUCACUUUUAUAAGCUCGUCUUUCUACUUUCUAUCUCUCAUCUCCCUUCUUUUUUUCACCCUCCUCUGUUCCCUUUUUUAUUUCUAUAACUGUUUUUUUUCCUUCUUUACAUUUUAUUCUUUUCUCACUUUUUUCCGUAUUUAUCUCUUAUCGCACUUCUUCUGA
This is a messenger RNA of Acanthosepion pharaonis, 1347 nucleotides long. The record is from the annotation of a GenBank genome assembly. Lineage: Eukaryota; Metazoa; Mollusca; Cephalopoda; Sepiida; Sepiidae.